AUGGACUACGCGCAAAAGGCCGCAUGGGCGUGUGACGCUCUGCGCAACGCCAUAUCCGCCGUAUCUUCUGUCUCGUCGUCGUCGUCGAUAUUGGCAGUCCGAGAUGUCAUGAACAGCAAUGAAGAAGGGGGUAAUCCGCUUGACCUGGUCCCCCCAGAUAAGCUCGAAUACCUCUUGAAGCUCGUCCAGGCCAUUUUCGACGCACGCUUCAUCGCCGGCUGCUACAACAUCGCCGUUGUCCUUACCAUCGCCGUCUUCGCCAUUUUGCACUGGCGUAAAUCCAGAAAUGACCGCCGACAGUGGUUGGCCAGGAUAAGGGGGACAAAGUCAGACUCAGCCCAAAAGACGACGGCGAAGACGACGGCAACGACGACAACAAGAACGAUACAGACAUCCUCUUCGCCAGCAUCAUCCAGCCGAUCCAGUCCCGGUACCUCCACGCCCACCGGCGGCGACUGGAAAGACAACCUAGUUGAUCUCGAACGCUCACCACUCCUUUGGGGUCGCACAUCCAGCCUCACCAUCAACUCAACCCGUCUAGACCGCAAGCCGUCCCUCUCCAGCACCAUCUCCUCCUGGCUCGCCCGCCAACCGCCACCGAUCCCCAUCGUCAACCGCACCCUCCCCAGCAACGGCACCUCGCUCUUCAUCACCUUCUGGAUCCUGUUGAACGUUUUAUUCCAGAUGUUUUUGAUUCCGCUCCGGUGGGACUUCUUUUUCGUCUUCGGCGACAAAAUGGGCUUCAUGUUCAUCGUCAACCUGCCGCUCCUCUACCUGCUCAGCGCCAAGAACCAGCCCCUCCGGGUAUUGACAGGCUACUCGUACGAAGCCCUCAACAUCUUCCACCGUCGCGUCGGCGAGAUGAUGUGUUUCAUGGCUGCUGUGCACUUCGCCAGCAUGGUCAUCUGGCAGUUCGUGCUAGCGGAGGACUGGAUGUUGGCGUCCAAGUCUGCCUGGGCCUACUUCACGCACCCCUUGAUUCUCUGCGGUCUGGGCGCAUUUGUGUCGUAUGAGCUGCUUUACUUCACUUCCUUGGGAAGUUUCAGGCAGAGAUGGUACGAGCUCUUUUUGGCGUCGCACGUCGUGCUUCAGAUCGCUGCGCUCGUGUUUCUUUGGUUUCACUAUUAUACCAGCCAGCCGUAUGUCGGUUUGUCGCUGCUCAUCUUUGUGUUGGAUCGGCUGGUCUGGCGGCUACGCCUUAAGCGGGCGACCGUCAUAGCCGAUAUCGAAGUGCUGGAGGAUGGGCAGACUUAUUUGCUUUCGGCUGAUUGGGACAUCAUCCCCUCUGCUCAUUCCAGAGGCAACCAACCCUGGUGGAAGUUCAACUCUAACAAAUCCAUCCUCAACGGCUGGAGCCCCACCGACCACGUCUUCCUCACGGUCCCUUCACUAGGCGGCUCUCACGCUUUACAAGCCCACCCGUUCACCAUCGCUUCUGCCGCCCCCGUCGUUACCUCUACUGAGCAGCAACCAACUCACGCAUGGUUCAACCUCCUCAUCCGCUCCUACGCCGGAUUCACAUCCGACCUCCUCCGCCACGCUCAAGCAGGCCAUACCCGCGUGUCCGUGCAACUAGACGGGCCCUACGGCUCUUCGCACGCGCUGGACAUGCUUCGGGCGUCGGGAAGUGCCAUCUUGGUGGCGGGAGGCAGUGGGAUUGCGGUUACGUUUCCUUUGGUUUGGGCUUUGCUUCAACGAUCGGAGGAGGAUGUACCAUCAGAUGUGAGGAAGGAGGAUGAUGAUGAUGAUGAUAGUCUAGGAGUGGAUGUGGAUGAGGACGACGAUGAGGAAGACAAGGUGCUGAGCGUGAGAAGCGGCUCGGGGUCGUUGACCAGGCAAAAGCAAAGAGUGCACAUGCUCUGGGUGACGCAUUCGCGGUCGCACAGGGAUUGGAUUCCGCAGGAGCAGUUUGAUGAGCUAGUUGCGCUGGGACUGGACUUGGUGAUUCCGGAGCCGACGGAAGAAGCUGGGCGGCCGGAUGUGGCGGGGAUUGUGAAGGGGUGGAUCUUGGAUGCGGCGAGCGAUGGGCUGGAGUCGGCGGUGGUAGUGUCCGGGCCGGAUGGACUGAAUAGGACGGUGAGGAAUACUUGUGCUGAUGUGAUUGGGGAGGGGUUGGAUGUGAGGAUAGCGGUUGAGAAGUUUGGUUGGUAG
This is a messenger RNA of Sordaria macrospora k-hell, 2151 nucleotides long. RefSeq lists its product as uncharacterized. Gene Ontology annotation, biological process: intracellular iron ion homeostasis; copper ion import; iron ion transport. Lineage: Eukaryota; Fungi; Ascomycota; Sordariomycetes; Sordariales; Sordariaceae. The record is from RefSeq and is a predicted model, not a curated record. Gene Ontology annotation, molecular function: ferric-chelate reductase activity. Gene Ontology annotation, cellular component: plasma membrane.